AAUGUCAAUAUUGUUUGUUUACACGUGAUUUUAAAAUUUUAUUCCCAGUGAAUAUUUUAUAUACAAUUAAGUGUAGUUAGUAGAUAAAACACAUUUGACAAGUAAAUUAUCGCGAAUGUACACCAUAAAACACCGAUUACCUAAGUAGUUCGAACUAAAUGUGCUAUCAGCAUUGUUUUAGAUUGUUCAGUAUAUGUAAAGCAUUUUUCUAAACGAAAACAAGUUUAUAAUAACUGUUAUUUUACGAUGGAGCAAGAGGAAGUUUGCGAUUUACAAGUGAUACUAAGGGAGAAAACGUUUUAUAUAAAAGCAGCAAAAUAUUGGGAAAAAAUACCAGCAACUGUUGAUGGAAUGUUAGGAGGGUUUGGAUUUAUUUCUCAUACUGACAUUGCUGGUUCAAAAAAAUUUUUAAAGUCUCUUUUUUCUAAUGAAGAUUUGAAGAUAGAAAGACAAUAUGCUCUCGAUUGUGGCGCUGGUAUUGGUAGGAUAACAGGAAAUUUGCUUAGCAAAUUUUUUGAUAAAGUUGAUUUAGUAGAACAAAAUCCGAAAUUUUUAGAGCAAGCAAAAUCGUAUUUAAAACAUUCCACGAGUAGAGUAGGACGAUUUCACUCUGUAGGUUUACAAGAUUUUUGCCCUGAACCAAAAAAGUAUGAUGUGAUAUGGUGCCAAUGGGUUCUGGGUCACUUGAAUGACGAAGACUUAAUCAAAUUCUUUCAAAACUGCCGUCAAGGACUGAAAAAAAAUGGAAUUUUGAUUGUUAAAGAAAAUGUCACAACUUCAAAUAAAAAGGAAAUAGAUAAAGAAGACUCCUCGUGUACCCGUCCUAAAGCAGAACUAUUGGAAGUUAUUGAGAAGUCAGGCUUUAAAGUUGUCAGAGAAGAAAGGCAAUGCCAUAUGCCAGAUGGACUCUAUCCAGUCUAUAUGUUUGCUUGUAAACCAUGCGAAGAUACAAAUUCAAACUUGGAUAACUCACAUUGAUAUUAAUUAUUU
Phymastichus coffea is the source of this 990-nucleotide messenger RNA. RefSeq names its product N-terminal Xaa-Pro-Lys N-methyltransferase 1 (gene Ntmt). Gene Ontology annotation, biological process: N-terminal protein amino acid methylation. Gene Ontology annotation, cellular component: cytoplasm. The transcript is spliced from 5 exons. The record is from RefSeq and is a predicted model, not a curated record. The coding region runs from base 247 to 978 and encodes 243 amino acids. NCBI's taxonomy places the organism in Eukaryota, Metazoa, Arthropoda, Insecta, Hymenoptera, Eulophidae. Gene Ontology annotation, molecular function: N-terminal protein N-methyltransferase activity.